AAUUCCCUAAGGCCUAGGUAACUCCCCCAGGCCUAAAAAAUAUAAUGUGGAGCUUCUAGGUACAAUGUAAUUUGUAAACUUUUACAACUUCACAACUUCAUUCACUUCUACUAUCUACUGUUUUAUUUGAUCGACUUGACUUCAUUUAUUCAUUUUAAAAAGGUACCGAUUGUUUCAUUUUGAAAGACUUGGAAUUUCUUCGUGACAAACAGGCUGUUACGCGUUGAUGGUCCUCAUGAUCUUUAACAAACUCAUUCCAUCUCCAACUUAAAUACUUGCCAAUAUAACGCCUCGAUUAGCUUGAUGCUUUCAUCAGCGCACCUUUUUUCACCAUGACAGACAACCAAGCGGAUUCCGAUUUUCGCACCAUCGUCAAUGCUGCUGCCGCAACGUGGUAUUCGCGGCACACGGGUUCACCCGAACAUAUCCAAUCUAACAGCAGUAGUCAGCAGGAAGCCGGUUCCGACCACGUAGAUAAAAAUGGUGGUCCGGCAAUAAAUGGCCCGGCAACGAAUGGUUCGGCAUUCCGUAGUGAUCUAACUACCUGGGAAAGCUCAUUGGAAGUUCUGCCGGAUGAGAUGAAGAACAUGCCACUCCCAGUUCACCCGCUCGCCCAGGCUUUGGCGGAGCAGCCUACCUUGCGUCAAGUCGAAUGGAAUCCAUAUAGGCAGCAAGGUGGAUUCAAACCAAGGACAGCUAUUGACUAUAGUUCCUUGAUGAUCUACUUAUCAGGACAAGUCAACCCAAAUCCGUGUCGUAAUUGUCGUUUAAAGAAUGGCCCCUUCACCCGCUGCAUCGUGGCACCUCCCUCAGUUCUCGCAUUGAGCAGCCUUAAGCACGCGUGCGCCAACUGCACCUACCAGAACCAGCACAGGAAGUGUACAAAUCUCCCUAUUAACGACGAGGAAUUGGUGGCGAGGAGCCGGAUGGCUAGAUCGACCCAGAAAUCAAAGAAUCCCGCUUCGAUGAAGCCCCCUGGCCGGAGACCUAAGUCUAUUUCUGAUGGCACUCCUCACUAUACGCCAAGGUACAAGCCGGAUCAUGGGCACAUGAUUCGCAAACCCACAUCGCGGAGCAUUACUGCAGAUUCAUUCGGCGACAAGCUCCGUCAAGUUCGUUCAUGGUCACCGCGAUCUCGACGGCUGAUGAAGGCUGAAGUAAUGCAAUGGGAAGCAGCGAUUAUGACGAUUGAGGCUGAGAAUACCCGAUCUCCGCAUAUGGACCGUGUGCUCGAUGGUCAAGGCCAGCUCGAUAUAUCCAAUAAGCCUAUUGGCCUCCCACCUACUCCUUCGUACCCCCGUGGAUCUUAUUCGGGCUUGGCCGGCGCUGCUUCAAUGGACGAGUCUUUGGAUGAAAUAGAAGCUGAGGAAUAUCGUGAGAUAUAUGGCCAGCGGCAGAUGGCAGAGGAUGACGAAGACGAAAAUGAAGGGGAGAGUGAUUAUGAAGGUCCACCAUGGGUUGGUUUCCACGGUGCAGGACGCGGACUGAAACCUCCGCUUUAAGGAGUGGUAUGCAGUCUAAGAUAUAGAUAGGAAAAGGCCGCAUUUCAACGUUGGCCAAACAUCUUAACCUGUUCAGUUGUUUCGGCAGUGAGUCGAUAUCCAAAUUGCUUUAGUUAGGUAGGUAUAUAUACUACUAAUAAUCCAAAUAGCA
Daldinia loculata is the source of this 1653-nucleotide messenger RNA. RefSeq lists its product as uncharacterized. The transcript is spliced from 2 exons. Bases 333 to 1502 code for a protein of 389 amino acids. Lineage: Eukaryota; Fungi; Ascomycota; Sordariomycetes; Xylariales; Hypoxylaceae. The record is from RefSeq and is a predicted model, not a curated record.